UCAUUUCCUGGUUGAGGGCAGACGCUUUUAGCCGACAAAUUGGAAGAACAAAGUAGGUCUGAAAUGGACAACUUGGAUCAGGACGAGAAAAAAUAUGACCCCCACGACGCCACGCUGAGCUUCGUGGACAGACCUGAUGACCUGGACCCUCCAUUCAGUGAUGAUGAUGAUGAUGAAGAUGAGGGUCUUCGAGCUGAAAUGUCCUGUGGACACGCUGUCACUCCACAGUCUCUGACUGGCUGGUGUCGCAGCCUGCUGGACCAGGGUCAGUACAAGUUCAGGUGUCCUGUUAUAGACGAAGACACCCAGGAGACAUGUGGCGCCGUGUGGCCGUAUCAAGAAGUGCGUCGCCUGGCGGAUCUGAGCGUUGAAGAGAUGGAAUACUUUGAAGAGACCAUCGCUCGCCUGGCUGCUGCAGAGUACCAGGAGUUCAGAGAAUGCCCUGGGUGUAAGAGCUACGUUGAAAGAAAGAACCUGACUAACCUCUGCGUUCAGUGCUUGGUUUGCGUUGCAGACCAGAAGAAACAGGUCCAGUUCUGCUGGCAGUGCUUGAAGCCGUGGAAAGGUCCGGCUCCACGCUCUGACCGCUGUGACAAUGACGACUGUAAAAACCAUGACCUGGAGCUGCUCAGGACCUGCGAGACCACAUCCUUCCCUGAGGUCCAGAAUGUGGAGGGCUGUCCCUCCAUCCGGGCCUGUCCCACCUGUGGACAAACAGUGGAGCACGACAGGACGGGCUGCAAGAACAUCAUCUGUCCUCGCUGCCAGGUGGAGUUCUGCUUCGUGUGUCUGAAGCUGACUCCUGAGUGUCUGAAGACCAGCUCCUACUUCAUCCCCUGCAGUGAUGGUGUGGCUCCCAGACAGACAUCCAUACCUGUGUGGCACAGGAAGUAAACCUGUAGAAACUGAUGCUUCCUGUUGAGCUCUUGCUACUGAAACAUGGAGGAAAUAAUCUAAACAAUGUUGCAGUUCUUAUUGUUGAUGUUCAUCAACUGUGAAACUUCUUUAUUCUAUUAAGCAUCAACUGAUAUCUUGUUACGUUGUACAUUAACAAUAAUUUCUUCUUUGGACUCCAAUUAACUCAUGAAACAUAAUUUUUUACUAAAAGUGUUUGACUCUUUCUCAAAGUAGGGCGUUCAUCUUAAAUGGAGAUUUUUUUUAAAAUCAUCUCUAAAAUUAUUCUGUUAAAAUGUUGUGGAAAAUUAUAAUCUGUUAUAUUUGAAACUGAACGUUAAGAGGCUUUUUAUUGUUUUCAAUUGAAAAUACACAGAAAAGUAAAACUGAGAAAUUUGGUGGAUAAAUCACCAUCUGUCUUAGCUUCAUACUUUAUUUAUACCGAUUAAGGAGGAAGUCUAAAAGCUUUCUUUAUAAAUUCACUAAGUGAAAAAAUUAAUUUCCCACCAGAAAGAAAUACAUUUUAUCUUCCCUCAAUGAGACAAAUGAAUCCCUCUAAGACGCAGCUGUCAUAUCUGACAGAAUAAUCUCUGUCAGAUAUGACAGAGAUUAUGCAUUUCUAUCAUAUCUGCAGUGGGAUGCUCUUAAUAUAUGUUCUUGAAGGCAAUUGUGCAAAGUCUGUCUUAGUUCAUGUGUCUUUUGUUUUUAUCUUUUGUAUUCUAAGUUUGGGUUUUGUUUUUAAAGUUUGUUCUAGAUUACUUGAACUCAGCAUUUCUUCUUAGCUUUAAUCCAAUAUUCAGCUAUUUAGUCUGUGUUUGUGAGUUUUCCGUACAACACCAUGAAAUGUUUGUCCUCCCAGGAUGAUGAUUAACUCCUACACACUGUUGGCCGCUGGGUGGCGCUCUGACUCACAAUCCUGCAUUCCCAUAAACUCUGUAAUUCCAAGAAGAGACGAGAUGGUUUUGGUCUCAACAUCAUCACAUGUACAAUAGUGUUAAUAAAUGGUUAACAGGC
Molecule: messenger RNA, 1908 nt
Organism: Poeciliopsis prolifica (blackstripe livebearer)
Lineage: Eukaryota; Metazoa; Chordata; Actinopteri; Cyprinodontiformes; Poeciliidae
Exons: 4
Coding region: 64-894 (276 amino acids)
Source: RefSeq, a predicted model, not a curated record